Messenger RNA from Umbelopsis ramanniana AG, 181 nucleotides. RefSeq lists its product as uncharacterized. The coding region runs from base 12 to 173 and encodes 53 amino acids. The transcript has a single exon. The record is from RefSeq and is a predicted model, not a curated record. Lineage: Eukaryota; Fungi; Mucoromycota; Umbelopsidomycetes; Umbelopsidales; Umbelopsidaceae.
CUGGAACCGAGAUGUCAACGCUACGAGGAACAAGGCUUUUUUGGGUAUCAAUUUGGUCUACCAAGUGGAUCGCCCAGAUCCUUUCAAUGUUUCCGUUCCGCAUCCACCUAGUGUGCAUGUCACUGACGUCGUGCAAGCGGCCUCGCCCGCGUAGGAUAGAAAGCUAUAACUAGAUUUCUUU